AUGACGUCUAAAUCUAUUGACUCCAUGAUGGAGAAGGCUGUGACCACCUCGCCAAAGUUUUUUAGUGACAUGAAUGCUGUUGAAGGAGUUAAGCAGCGAAAGAAGGCCAUUCGAAAGGAACGCAAAGAAAGUGCCUCAACUUUAACUCAGUGGUACGGUAUGAAAAAGUCGAAACUGGGUGCGGAAGAACGGCAAGAACUUGAGCUGCUGAAGUACCGAAACUUAAUUAACCCGGAGCUGAAGCACAAAACUCCCAAAAAUAACACAGGAACAAGUGGUUUUGUCGAAUUUGGGUACUUUGCAGGAACUGGAAGAAACAAGCGACGACGACUGAAGUCUUUUGCGGACGAGUGGAUGGAGGAGAAUCCUGAAGUGCAGCAAAUCGUACAGCGACGGUUGAAGCAAAACGUGCGACUAAAUCGCAAGGCGAAAGAGCGUAUGGCUAAGAAGGCUGCGAGAGAUGCUGAACGCGAGAAGGAAAAGAAGUCGUCUAAACGUUUAAAGAAAAGAGAUAUGAUGCUUUGA
This is a messenger RNA of Trypanosoma brucei brucei TREU927, 525 nucleotides long. RefSeq lists its product as hypothetical. Bases 1 to 525 code for a protein of 174 amino acids. The transcript has a single exon. The record is from RefSeq and is a predicted model, not a curated record. Lineage: Eukaryota; Euglenozoa; Kinetoplastea; Trypanosomatida; Trypanosomatidae.